Molecule: messenger RNA, 1161 nt
Organism: Fusarium redolens
Lineage: Eukaryota; Fungi; Ascomycota; Sordariomycetes; Hypocreales; Nectriaceae
Product: Lactonase, 7-bladed beta-propeller-domain-containing protein
Exons: 1
Coding region: 1-1161 (386 amino acids)
Molecular function (GO): protein binding; 6-phosphogluconolactonase activity
Source: RefSeq, a predicted model, not a curated record
AUGCUGCUACUUGCUUUCAAUAUUGCCGUUUUCUUUGCAAAGCUGGCCUUUGCAAAGAAACAGCCUGAUGAUCUCACCACUGGCCCAACCACACCGGCUCAUAUACUUGUUGGGUUUCCCAAGCACAUAUCUGUCGCCAAUAGGGUGCAAGGUUUCCCAUUCUCGAUUGACAAGGAAGUUGCUGGCAUACCUUCGUGGAUGACUCUUAGCUAUCCAAACUUGCUUUAUGCUGUUGACGAGUCGUCAAAUGCCCUUACACUCUUCGAAAUCAACCUCGUAAGUAAUGAGAUUACAGCAAAAAGUUCAAAAGAAGGUAGCUCCGGCGUCGUCCAUUUACAGUUUAAUACUGAUAAUACCCGACUUGUCGGCUGUGCAUACGGUAAUGGUACCAUUGACAUCUGGAACACUACAAACGGCAGUCUAGGACUUGUCAAAACCAUUCCCUCACCAGGGCAGCCAGGUCCUGAUAAAGAACGACAAGCAAGCCCUCACCCCCACCAGGCAAACCUUGAUCCAACUGGCCGCUUCUUCAUCAUUAAUGAUCUUGGUACAGACUCUAUAGUGGUUCUUGACUCCAAUGAUGAUGCUUUUCAGAUAGUGAAUAUCAUUCACAUCUCGCCCCAGGGUUGCGGCCCUCGACAUGGCGUUUUCUAUCCCCAAGGAGCAUUCAGAGCGACCCAUUAUAUUCUUGUCUGCGAGAUCAGUAACAAGGUCCUUGUCUAUACGGUAUCAUACCGCGAGAACUACCUUGAUUUCACACAAAUCCAAAGUACUUCGACAUUUGGUCCUGGAUUACCACCCGCCAACUCAUCCAGUGCUGCUGCUGGGGCAAUCGUGUUAGCGGCAGAUAAUAGGCAUCUGUACGUUUCUAAUCGACAAACAGGGAACUCUACGGACUCCGUUUCCCAUUUCCAGAUUGAUCACUCAAACUCUACCUUCCUUUCACUCCAGUUUGUAGGCUCUGCUUCUACAUAUGGGAUUUCCCCGCGUAUGAUGAGCUUCAGCCAUGAGGAUCGAUACCUGCUCAUCGCCAACCAAGCUGGAGGUUUUGGUCUCGUGGCUCUUGAACGGCGGUUGGAUGGCACACUCGAGGCAGAGAAUCCCAUUUCUGUGUUGGGAGCACCCGACUUUACACCCCAGUUUAUCCAGCAGAUCACUUAA